Messenger RNA from Linum trigynum, 4600 nucleotides. The record is from the annotation of a GenBank genome assembly. NCBI's taxonomy places the organism in Eukaryota, Viridiplantae, Streptophyta, Magnoliopsida, Malpighiales, Linaceae.
CUAUUACUUGUAGUAUGUGAUUUGAUCUCUGUUGCGCAACUGUUCUAUUCAGAUGGGUAGAUUGAUCUUGCAGUAUGUGAUUUGAUCUCCCUCUGGUUUGUUUGUUUGUUUGUUAUUAUGAAAAUCCAAGCUAUAGAGGAUGUCCAUAACCCAAUUAUCCCACCCGCCAUCUCUUCACCAUCACCAAUCAACCUGGAGAUUUCCAUGUGCCUCCUGAAUGAAAGAGCACCAAAAUUGUAGAAGAAGAAGAAGACGACAGAAGCAAAAAGCUCUCUUCUCAUUCUUCGUAUCUAUCCGAUCUCGAAGAGAUUGGAUCUUGUAUGCCAUACACAUUGAUGCUUUUGCUUCUUGUAGGAUUGGUCUUGUUCUGCUUAAGGAUCGUUGAACUGUUUGAUUUUCUAGCUGUUUGUUUCCUUAUGAAUCGGUUCUGUGUUUUUUCAUUAACUGUCGAAUCCUUUUGAAGGUUGGAAAAUCUAUCUGUUGGCUUCUAUCCUCCCAAUGUAUGCUGAUAUGGUCCUUUCUAUUUAAUGCAGUCAUUAUUGGGCAAGAUAUUUUUCGGAAUGAGAUUGGUUGCUAACCCCCUAGUGGGUUAGCACCAUGCUAACUAUCUUUCCAGCCGUUAGAUUAAAAUAGUAAUACAAGAGUCCUAAUUAAUUGAAGGUUAUUUUGAUCAAUUACUUUAUUAAAAUCUCUAAAUUAGGGUUGGGUCAUGUAGACCAAUAUUCUUAAUUAGGGUAAUCUAAUUAACCAACACUACCAUUAACAUUCUGGAGGUGAAAUUGGAAAACAGUUGGCUAGUUGUUUGGUGGAGUGGGGCAUUAGGAAGGUGUUUUGUAUAACAAUGGACAAUGCUAGUGUCAAUGAUGUGGUUGUUAUCCAUAUGAAGGAACAAUUGAAAGAGUGGGGAUCAAAUAUUUUGGAUGGAAAGUAUCUGCAGAUGAGGUGUGUGGCUCACAUUAUUAAUUUGGCUGUGAAGGAUGGGCUUAAAGAAACUGGUAAAUCUGCGGAGCGAGUGAGAGAGUCUAUGAAGUGGGUUAAAUCUACACCAGCUAGGAGCAGAAAAUUCAAAGAUUGCAUUGAUUUUGAAAAGAUAGUGUCGAAGAAAUGUGUUUCGUUGGAUGUAGCUACAAGGUGGAACUCAACGUAUCUGAUGUUGGAAUCUGCAAAGCCAUUUGAGAAAGUGAUGACUCGGUAUUUGCACAUGUUUUCCCCUUUGUUUCUUGAUUGUUUGAGCUUGAAUUAUCGUGUCUUUGGCCUAUUUUAUGCUAGGUUGUGUUCCUUUAUCACAUUUCAGGUCCUAGCACAUAAAGUGAAGCAUAGGCGCAAGUUUCAAGUCAAUCAGAGAUCAAUUGACGAUUCGGGAGAAGAAACUCGGGUAUGAUCUGAAGAAGAAUGGAUUUCUACCUCACUUUAUGGACAAAGAAUCAUGCAAGCUUGUCAUGAAAAGAAAGAGGACGAGACUAUGAGCGUCUGGGAUCAAACGGCGACUGAUUCGGAGUCCGGACGAGGGAGAAACGAAGCAUUAAACAGAGCCUGAGCAAGCCACACGGGCACAACCCACACGGCCGUGUGGCCGUGUGGAAAUCACCGAGCCUUCACACGGGCAGCUGGGAAAGCCACACGGCCGUGUGAGUCGGGAAUUGCUGGUUAAAACUCGAUUUUCAGCAAAAGGAAAGGGGGAGAGCUGGGGUUUGGAUCCCAAACACCCAAGGGACGAACCCUAGAGAGAGAGAGCGACUUGGGAACGUUCUUGGAGCUAUUUUGGAGGAUUUCUUCGUCAUUGAAGCUCGGGAAUCAAGCUUGGAGAUGGAGAUUGAAGAUCUAGAUCAGAUUUCUGCAGUCUCUCUCUUCUCUAUGGAGUAACUUCCCUUCACUUAGGUUUUGAGGAACCCUAGUUCCAUGAGUUAGGAUCUUUCUUGUAUGAAGUUUUGAAUGCUAUAUUGUUUGAUUAUAAUCGAAUGAUGCAUGUUUAUUGAGUCAAUUGAAGUCUGAUCAACUUUUCGUGAUUUCUGCUGCAACCUGAGAUAGAUAGAAUCUGAUUAGGUUGUUAGAGCCUCAUCAUUCGGUAGUAGGAGAUUGGCUAUACGAGAGUUAGCCAGUUUACUGCUUUGUACUGGAAUCCAAUUCCAGUAGUGGAGUUCUGUGCUUAUUGCUUCAGCUGUCUAUCCCGGUGAAGACUAGUCGUCUGCCGGAUAGUUAGACUGAGAGGGCUUGGUCAGCUUAAGAGAUUCCAAGCUACUGUCGGAUCUUCCGCAGUUUAAUCAACAGUAAAACAACCAAAAGGAAUUACAACUUGGACCUAAUUGAGGAGCUAGGGGGAAUCAUACCUAAGCGAGUUCCCAAACUGUAAUUAGUAGUUUUACUUAUUUUAGUUAGUAGAGUAGUUUAGUUAAUCAAUCCUUAAUCUAGUUUGCUAGAUAAUGAACUGAAGCUGAGUAAUAGUAACUCUAGAGACCCGUGGAUUCGAUAUUUAUUACUUGUGACACUAUACUGCAGUCCCUUUCAUUGGUUACACUUGGCCAUUGUUAGGUGUUGUAUUUUAGAGCAUCAAGUUUUUGGCGCCGUUGCCGGGGACUUUCUAGAGUAUUAGGAAAGGCAGAAGUUUGUUACUUUAGCGUUUUUCUUUUCUUUUUCCACCCUUGCUUUUCACUUGGGUGUUUUUGUUUUUGUUGGUGCAGAUCUGAAUCAUGGAUCCUCAUGGCUUCUCCAACCAUUGGGGGUAUCCACCACCACCCGAGUGGUAUUACCCCGAGACUCCCUGGAGCAAUCAAGGAGGAGAAGACUAUGGAUUCGGGUUCCAGUACCAACCCCCUUUCUACGGAGAACAACCAGACCCCUGGGCACAUCAAGAACAACCUCAUUACCAAGAAGACUUUCUCCCACAACCAGAAGGUCCAUCGGAGCUGGAGUUACCCAUGGCGGUCUUCGCGGGCCACUCUGCAGAGCCAUGCUACACUUCACUGGAGGAUCCGAACGAACAAUUAAGGCUUCUCGUGGAGCAGUUUGCUCGAGACACUGAGAAAUCAUGCUCCAAGAUGGAUCUUCAAAUCAAAGCCCUUGCCACUUCCGAUCCCUCAUUUCUCCAUGAUAUGGAGGAGACUGUUCAGUGCUCAGCGAAGCAAACAGAGUGGGUGAAGCAAGUUUGCUCACAUCUUGCUCAAGAUCACCUUUCUGCUACCACGCUAGAAGAGGUGGAGGAUGACAAAGGCUAUGGGAGCGUUGAGGAGCAUACAGAAGUUAUCACAGAGAACUCCCAUGAUAACCAUGAUCAGGAAAGUCCUUUGGUUGCAGACCACACCUUUCCUCAUUUAUGCUCUAACAUGCUGGGCCCGUGUGAGGAGAUGCAAGAUGAUCCCAUUGAAGAAAUUGCUUGGCGACUUGCUCUCCAAUCUGUUCUAGAAGAAGAAGAGCGAGCAAGGAUGAGGAAGGAAGUUGUGGAUGAUGAGGAAGAAAGAAAAGAAGAGGUGGUUCUUGAUCUUUUCCCAGGGGAGAGACCACAUUUUGAAGAAGGAAGGGGGGUUGAGGAAGCAAUUGGCGUCCAGGCUGAGGAAGAAGUUGAGGUGGAAGAGGCAUGCACCGGCCAUGAGUUGCAAGUAAUAUCCCCACCAAACUUUGAGGAACUGCUUGGCAAGGACCCAUUUGCAGUGUCUCUUUGCCAGACCAAGGCCACAUCGACAUCGGUCCCUCUUGGUGGACGCGAUGGUGGUCGGUCGAUGCUGUCAUAUCUGGUUUGGGGCAAUGAGACGAGAGAAGAGAAGAAGAGGUCUCGAGGGUGGAGACUUCAUCUGCAUCAAGUACAUGAGCCUUCAUCACCUGCCACACCACAUGCUCGUGAUUUGAGACUCCACCUCAUCGACGAGAACCUCAACUUCAAUGAGUUUCUAGCAUGGACCGAAACUUAGGAGCCAUCGUCCGGCUCACGAUGUGAAAGAAGCGCUUGUUUGGGAGGCAACCCAACCAGUCGGUUUGCAUUUCUUUCUCUAUUUCUCCUCGGUUGAGUCAGUUGCUAUUGGAUUUUAGAGUCAAUAACUCGACCUUUGUGAGAUUUUGUGUGGUGUUUGUGUUCUGAUUACUCUCUAUUUCUGGAAUGCACCACCUGACCCGUUCAUCAUCAUUCACCCUCGAUCUGGUAACUUCGUUCUACCCUCCUUAUCUUUCCUCCAUUGAGGACAAUGUCGUGCUUAAGUGUGUGUGUGUGGGGGGGGGGGGUGUUCGAUUAUGUAUGCGGGUGAAUGUUUGGCUGUUUGUGUGCUUGUAGCCUAGUCCACUGUCCAAAUUUCGAUUUGAGGGCUCCAAGUACGUGUUUCCUUGCAAAUUGCCUGCUCAGUAUGCUUUGAAUUGACAGUCUUUAUAGUAAUGUGCAACCUAGGGAGGUAGUGUAGCACUAUGGAGGAUGUUGAAGUAUAAGAUUUUUCCUAUCUAGCUCUCUGUUGUGCCAGUUGAUUUUGUGAAUUAGUGGAGCUAAGACCGUUGAAUUCAUGUGGUAAUGGUGACUCUGUUUGGAUUAUGUUAUGGACUCGUGUAUCGAACAGGGUGCUCAUAUGGAAAAUGGGAAGCAGUUGGUCCUCCAUGUCAAAAUCAUUAAAUCUUAAACAUGGGG